GCAUUUGAUUUUUCUUCCUUUCUGCGAUUAUUUUUUCGCCAUGGCUUCUGGGAAAAAGCAGCAGAGCGCCCGAGGUGGCAAGAAGAAGAAGCAGAUUCUUAAGUUCACUUUGGACUGCACUCAUCCCGUUGAGGAUGGCAUUAUGGACGCAGCCAAUUUUGAACAGUUCCUACAGGAGCGCAUCAAAGUGAAUGGCAAAGCAGGAAACCUCGGAGGUGGACUUGUGACCAUUGAGAGGAGUAAGAGCAAGAUCACUGUAUCCUCUGAAGUCCCCUUCUCCAAGAGAUACCUGAAAUAUCUGACCAAGAAAUAUUUGAAGAAGAACAACCUUAGAGACUGGUUGCGUGUUGUAGCUAACACCAAGGAAAGCUACGAACUACGCUACUUCCAGAUCAACCAAGAUGAGGAGGAAGAGGAAGAUGAGGAUUAAACUGUUUGUUUUUAUUUUGUAUAUUUGAAUAAAUUUUCAAUAUUCUGGA
Chanos chanos (milkfish) is the source of this 479-nucleotide messenger RNA. RefSeq names its product 60S ribosomal protein L22. Gene Ontology annotation, cellular component: ribosome. Lineage: Eukaryota; Metazoa; Chordata; Actinopteri; Gonorynchiformes; Chanidae. Gene Ontology annotation, biological process: cytoplasmic translation. Gene Ontology annotation, molecular function: RNA binding; structural constituent of ribosome. The transcript is spliced from 4 exons. The coding region runs from base 41 to 430 and encodes 129 amino acids. The record is from RefSeq and is a predicted model, not a curated record.